Cylas formicarius (sweet potato weevil) is the source of this 1794-nucleotide messenger RNA. RefSeq names its product multiple epidermal growth factor-like domains protein 10. The transcript has 8 exons. The record is from RefSeq and is a predicted model, not a curated record. Gene Ontology annotation, molecular function: scavenger receptor activity. NCBI's taxonomy places the organism in Eukaryota, Metazoa, Arthropoda, Insecta, Coleoptera, Brentidae. Bases 184 to 1554 code for a protein of 456 amino acids.
CUUUGUCGUAUCAGUGACCCAGAGUCUCUCGUGUUAUGGAGAAGUUUCGAUUCAGAGUGUUUGUUAGGGCCCUACGAAGCUGUGUAUAUUAAUUGGUGUGGCUACCUUAAUUGGUUUGCAUCAACAGUCGUUCCUAAUGACAUUUUAAGGAGAACUGGAUCGCGAUAUUCUUUGGAGUAGAAGAUGCAGGCCUUGUUCUUGUUUACAAUAUGUUGUUGCGUUUGGCCGUCUUUCGAAAAACUCGCCGGAGAUCACAUCUGCCAGAUGCAAAUCAGCGAACCUGUAGAGACACUAGUGUGGACGAUCAAAAACAGAACGCUACGCACGUUUCAAUGGUGUCUCAAUGUUCCACCGAGAUGUUCAAGCUACUCUAACGUUCAAGUGAACGAAACUCAAACAUUGGUCAAUUACGUCAAUAAAACUGUAGAAAGGUGCUGCGAUGGCUAUUACGAGCGCGAAGGCGAAUGUGCUGAUGAAGCCUGCAAAGGAUGCCGAAACGGUUAUUGCAGCAAUGGUUAUUGUGAUUGCAAACCGGGUUGGAUGGGCUCUUCCUGCGAUAGACCAUGCAUGACUGAUCAACGCGGUUCCAACUGUACCAACCAGUGCAACUGCUGGAAAUAUAUACAAUGCGUCGCCGAAAACAAAGCAGAGUGCGACUGCGUCUCAGGUUGGCUGCCAGACAGUUGCGAAUUGACCUGUCCAAAACCUUACUACGGCACAAAAUGCGUUCAUCUGUGUACAUGCAAUAUACUUACACAGACUUGUACCAUUGAGAAGGGCAAAUGCGUCAUUAAGGAGAAAAAAUCCAAAGACGUAAUUGACUACCAGGGUGAAAAUGCAGAGUCCACAACCGUCACCGAUGAUAGUGCUGACGUCAGAACAACGCUAACCUCUCGAUCGCCGUUCCAAAUAACAGUGCUGUUUACUAACCAGUCUGGCUCCACGAAUAACCUUUCGAACACCGAUCAUUUUCUCGUGACACAUCAACCACAAAAGGAAAUUUCAAGUAGAAAUUUGUUCCUGGGUAUUGCGUCCCUAUCAGUCAUCACUGUGGUUGUGACGGCGACGGUGAUUGGGUUAUUAGCGUUAAAAUUGAUAAGAAGAAAAGCAGACAAAGGUUGUCCGGAUAAAAAUGCCACCGCUGUAGCUGUUUAUACGACCAGUAUAUUCCACACCCCUCUACCAGAUCCUCCACUCUUCGAGAACCCCAGUUACUACUCGGUUAAGGAAAAUAACGUAAUCGAGCAGCAGGAAAUAAGAUUGAGAGAUUUUAACCCACUAUACCAAAAUAAGGAAAAUGCAAAGCAAGCCAAUCUUGAAAAUCUUACUUGGCAUCCCGACAUACCCCGAUCUAUAUCAGUCACGGGCACACUGCCCAGAGGUACAUCGGAGGAUGUUUCUCACCAAUUAUUCGUGGAAGAGUUGGAACCCGUGUACGACGAGAUACCCUCAAGGGACCCUCCUAAAUUAUGCCAUCUCCAUUCACAAAACUCUACGUCAAACCAUUCGUCCACCUAUAUGAAUGCUGCUGUUAUAUUGAAAAAUAGCAGAUAGCAGCAUUACGUGAGAAUAAUAGUUCGGGAAUAAGUUUUAUAUCAUCGAUUGUGGAUCCGUUAAGCGCCAUCUAUAAAUAAAUAGCUCAACGAACACCUGUCGCCUACCACGUACUCGAGAUCGUACUUCAAAAACGGAACGAAACCGAUUCAAUCUGCUCGUGCGCCUUUUUAAAGUAAAUUAAAUCUAGGCUCACUUAUUAAAAUCAUAUUUGUAAUAUUUAAUAUAGAAAUAAACGAU